Messenger RNA from Coregonus sp. 'balchen', 8833 nucleotides. The record is from the annotation of a GenBank genome assembly. Lineage: Eukaryota; Metazoa; Chordata; Actinopteri; Salmoniformes; Salmonidae.
UUGUAAUGUAAUGUCAUACCUUAUCAAUAUUAGCAACAGACGUGUCCCAGGGAAUACAGAAGUAUGCGGCUGCUCCUCACCUUUGUCCUGUCUUACAGUAUCGUCUGCCUGAAUGGGAAUUAUACCACAACAGGUAAACACCUAAUUUACAAUUAACAUUUAUCUAACUUAAUAAAUAUUUAGAUGUUUGCAUAACACCACAUUAGGAGAAGUCUACAAGACAUAUCCUAUUGAAAAACUGGCACACAGCUGGGCCACGUUCAGAAGCUGAAUGUUAACAAAUGUUGCAGACAGAAAUGCUGUGAAUAGAGCAGACAUGAUUCCUUUGUUCUACAUGUCGGAGUUUGUUCUACAUAACAUAUUUCUAUCUGAACAUUACAAAACUUUGUGUCCUGCUGAACUCGCCUCUUUUUUAUAAGCUUUGUGUUAAUUAACUCAAUAAUCACCAUCACCUGUGUCAGGUUUAGUUCCACUGAUCAAGAACAACAAUAAAAAACGUGUCUUUUUAUUUUUAUAACAAUAAAUGGCAUGGGUUUGCGGUUAAACAAUUUGGAGGAUAAAUUAUCAACUUUAAAUAUGAGAAACAAAACAUUACCAUAAUUUGCUCAAUUAUCAAAUAAAUUGAAUAUUGACUGAUGGCUAUUGUAAGCUGAUGUCACGUUCGUUCAUUGACGGGUCAGACCAAGGCGCAGCGUGAUAUGCAUACAUGUUUAUUUAACGAUAAACACUCGACAAAACAACAAAGGAAACGAAACGUGAAGUCCAAGGUAGUACAGAAAACAAAACUUACACGGAACAAGAUCCCACAACUAGACAGUGCCACUAGGCUGCCUAAGUAUGGUCCCCAAUCAGAGACAACGAGCGACAGCUGCCUCUGAUUGGGAACCACACCGGCCAACAUAGAUGCACACAUACUAGAACACAAACAUAGAAAAAGCACAACAAGGAAUAUACACACCCUGACUCAACAUAUAAGCGUCCCCUGAGUCAGGGCGUGACAGUACCCCCCCCAAAGGUGCGGACUCUCCUUCCUCCCACGAUACGCCAGGCCCUGUCUGGACCCUGGUGUGGGAGACCCCGAACCUGGAGAGGGGCUGACGUCAUGGUCUGGACUGGAGCCGCUGACCGGAGCUGGACUGGGCACUGGUGGAGCGGACUGCUCUGGCUCCGGAGUAGAGCCGCUGACCGAAGCUGGAUCAGGCACCGGUGGAGCGGACUGCUCUGGCUCCGGAGUGGAGCCGCUGACCGGAGCUGGACUGGACCCCGGUGGAGCGGACUGCUCUGGCUCCGGAGUGGAGCAGCUGACCGGUGCCGGACCAGGCACCGGUGGAACGGGCACGGGCCGUGCCGGACUGGACAAAUGCACCACUGGUCUGGUGCGAGGAGCAGGCACGGGCCGGACCGGACUAGGAACACGCACCACUGGCUUGGUGCAAGGGACAGGAACGGGCCGGGCCGGACUGGCGACGCGCACCACUAGCUUGGUGCGAGGAGCAGGAACAGGCCGGGCCGGGCUGGCGACACGCACCACUGUCUUGGUGCGAGGAGAAGGAAAAGGCCGGGCCGGGCUGGCGACGCGCACCACUGGCUUGGUGCGAGGAACAGGCCGGGCCGGGCUGGCGACGUGCACCACUGGCUUGGUGCGAGGAGCAGGAACGGGCCGGGCCGGGCUGGCGACGCGCACCACUGACUUGGUGCGAGGAGCAGGAACGGGCCGUGCUGGCGACGCGCACCACAGGCUUGGUACGAGGAGCAGGAACGGGCUGGGCCGGACUGGGAACACGCACCACUGGCUUGGUGCGGGGAGCAGGAACGGGCCGGACCGGACUGGUGACACGCACCACUUGCUUGGUGCGAGGAGCAGGACUGGGUUCCUUUAUUAACUCCCGCUCCUUCUGCUGCCUAACCAGCUCCUCUCGCCGUGCCUCUACUUUUUCCUUCUCCCUUUUAGCCUCCUGUAGCGCCUCCCUCUGACCGAAUAACUCCUGCUCCCUCUGAGCCAACAGCCCCCGUAACAUGGUGGCCUCCUCUCCUAACCUGCAGAUCCGCCCUUUCACGGCCUCCUGCUGCCUCGUCGUCCACACCGUGUGGCCCCCCAAAAAGUUUUAUUGGGGUUGCCUCUCAGGUCUCCGUCGUCGGCACUGUUGGCGCCGUUUCUCCUCUCCUAGCUGGGCAUCCUCCUUCAUCGCCUUCCGAUAACGGACGGCCUCCUCCUCCGUAAUUCUCCCCCAACCGAGGAGGACAUCUACUAAUGUAACCUCCUGUUGAGUCCCAGGCGUUUGCUCCUUCUCGGCACGCUGCUUGGUCCUUGUUUGGUGGGAUCUUCUGUCACGUUCGUUCAUUGACGGGUCAGACCAAGGCGCAGCGUGAUAUGCAUACAUUUUUAUUUAACGAUAAACACUCGACAAAACAACAACUGAAACGAAACGUGAAGUCCAAGGUAGUACAGAAAACAAACCUUACACGGAACAACAUCCCACAACUAGACAGUGCCACUAGGCUGCCUAAGUAUGGUCCCCAAUCAGAGACAACGAGCGACAGCUGCCUCUGAUUGGGAACCACACCGGCCAACAUAGAUCCACACAUACUAGAACACAAACAUAGAAAAAGCACAACAAGGAAUAUACACACCCUGACUCAACAUAUAAGCGUCCCCUGAGUCAGGGCGUGACAGCUGAAGGUGUCUGUGCUGUGUAUUACAAUUUCUCUGUGUGAAAUAAAUGCGAUAUAGCAUACAUGUAAUUAAUUCUUUGCAAAAUACAUUUCACAUUUCUUUAUAAGGAAGUGUCUUACUUUGGUCACACCUCUGUUUAAUCCUACAGUGCAUCAAAACAUAAAAUGUAUAUAUUUGAAAUAUUGUCUUGAAUUUAUGUGUGAAUGGCGUAUUUCUCUGUGGUGUGUGAGAUAAGGAUAUUGUGGUUAGUGUAAAGCAGGGUUUCCCAAACUCACUCCUGCCCCCCCCGGAUGCACGUUUUGGUUUUUGCCCUAGCACUACACAUCUGAUUCAAAUUACCAACUCAUCAUCAAGCUUUCAUUUUUUUAAUCAGCUAUAUAGUGCUAGGGCAAAAAACAAAACGUGCACCCAGGGGGGGCCCCAGGACCGAGUUUGGGAAACCCAGGUGUAAAGCACCAUUGUGUGUUUGCAGUGCUUAAGUUGUAUUUCAUGUGGACUCUUCCAGGUCAUGAAUAUAACAUUGACUGUGUGAGUGAUUACCUGUUCACCAUUAACUGUUCCCUGAGAAUCCAGCCAGAGGUGGCUCAUGCAGACCAGUCCUCUUACUGGCUGCACUUUGAGGCCCUCUCUUUCGGGACGGUAUUUGAUGGGUGAGAUCCCCACUAUUUCAUAUUGCUCAAAUUUGAGUACAUUCAUUUAAAUGUAUUAGUAUAGUGGUUCUCAACCUGUUUGGUAACUGUACCCCUAAUCUACCCCCCUACCACAUUUGCUCUGCCUAGAGUACCGCCUAAGUAACCCCUCAUGUGCAUUUUACCAGUGGGCUAUGUUCUUAUUAGUCUUCCCAAGUAUCCCCUGUGGAUAGGCCAAGUACCCCAGGUUAAGAACCACUGUAUACGUACACAGUACACACCGAGGCAAUGUGUGUACAUUGUAUGUUAUAACUUUAUAUUGAUUCCUGCUUUAUUUUUUUCCUGCUCACUUCUACUCAUUACACAGUGUGAAGCUGAGGAAAAUGGAUGGCAAUUACUCCUGUUCAUUGGACACUUCACAUCCAGAUUCUACUGUUGAUCCAGAUCCUGAUGAGGAUCCAGAUUUUUUUUUUGACACUUCAAGAUUUAAGAUCACUCUCUAUCACAACAGAAGCAAUGGACAUAUAAGCGCCACCUUGCUGGAUAAGGAAUACAUGCCAGUAAAGCAUAGUAAGUGCUUAUUACAGUAUUACAAUACAAAUAUGACUUUGUGAUACGCCUACCCCUACCAAACUUCAAUUGACAAGCAUAGGUACUUGCUUGAAGUGGUUGGUUCAGAAGCUAGGUAACACUUUACUUUACAGUGCCAUUAUUACUGUGUAACUACUCAUGUAAUUACAGUAUAACAAGUAUUGCAAUUACAGCGUAAUAAUGAGUAAUUACAAUACUUGGUACUUUGUAAUUACCGGAAUCAUUACACAGUAAUAAUGGCACUGUAAAGUAAAGUAUAACCGGCCGGUCCUUGCCAUUCUACCGCCAUAGGCUAGACCAAAAAAUGCUGCCCCCCAAAACUAGAAUAGUCCCAGUAAGCAAAAUUACGUUGAAAAGACGUCAAAAAUACAUAUUUUCCAGACGUUGAAGUUAGGUUCAAUUUAGGUUCUGAAUGAAAGGUGAAAAGGUAUUUUCCAUAUGUUUAAAAUACAUAUUUUCCAGGACAUUGACAUCAGGUUAAUUUUGUAGUUCUGAAUGAAAGUUGCAAAUACUUAUUUUCCGGAUGUUGAAAAUAUGUAUUUUCCAGACGUUGAAAAUAUGUAUUUUCCGGAUGUUGAAAUCAGGCUCAUUUUUUGUUCUGAAUGAAAGUUGAAAAUAAGUAAUUUAUAGACUUCUAUGUUUGGGCCAAAUCAAGGCCAGCCUGGACCACAUCAAAUCUGAACCAAACAUAGACGUCUAUGAUUGGUUCAGAUGUGGACCAGAUGGACCAAAAAACUAUGUCCGUGGAUGUGGAAAUCAAGGCCGGUCCGGACUGCACCAAAAAAAGAGAACCACAAGUUGUUGGCGUCGGUCUGUGCUUACUGAGGUGUAGCCUAGAGUGUUGCCUGAAAUAUAAUUUUAUGAAUGCCUAUCUAUGUGGUAAGCAUUACAAAAAAAGAUUGCAGUUUUUAAACUGCAGUAAAAGUGCAGUAACUGCAGUCGACUGUGGUAUUUUGGACGCAGUAAUUGCAGAAUAGCUGCAGUGUACUGCAGUUGAACUGCAGUUAUACUUCACUGUAACUGCAGUUACCCUGCAAAAUUACUGUAGCAAAAAAAACAGUGUAAUUUUGGACGCAGUAUUUGAAGCAUACUGCAGUUAGACUGCAUUGUACUGCGGUUAUACUGCACUCCUCAUUCAUGUGACUAAUCAAUUUGGCUAUUUAAGCUCUGAAUAUCAGCUACCCAACUUCAUCAGGGGUUAUUGUGAGCCUAUUUGCAAUGUGUUUACACAGAAAUGCAGAAGUAUUUUUGCUAUGAUCAGCUUGUCAAGAAUUGACGGAUACAAUCUUGAAACCACUGAUCUUGACAAUGGGGUGAAACUCCUGGACAACAGUUGUGAUUGUCCAUUCCAUAUUGUCAAUUUUACCUUGACCUGUCCUGUUUGUAGGAUAUGUUGUUUGUUAACAUAACAGCAAAUUUUUUAUUGAUUGAGCACCAUUUAGGUUAGGCUAUUUCAUCGGAGAAACCUGUAUGAUGUAAAAAGUGUCCAUCUCAUUACAUUGUCAUACAUUUUAUCUCCAGCCUGUAGGCUACAGAAAAGGCCACAUACAGUUGAAGUCGGAAGUUUACAUACACUUAGGUUGGAGUCAUUAAAACUCGUUUAUCAACCACUCCACAAAUUUCUUGUUAACAAACUAUAGUUAUGGAAAGUCGGUUAGGACAUCUACUUUGUGCAUGACACAAGUAAUUUUUCCAACAAUUGUUUACAGACAGAUUAUUUCACUUAUAAUUCACUGUAUCACAAUUCCAGUGGGUCAGAAGUUUACAUACACUAAGUUGACUGUGCCUUUAAACAGCUUGGAAAAUUCCAGAAAAUUAUGUCAUGGCUUUAGAAGCUUCUGAUAGGCUAAUUGACAUAAUUUGAGUCAAUUGGAGGUGUACCUGUGGAUGUAUUUCAAGGCUUUCCUUCAAACUUAGUGCCUCUUUGCUUGACAUUAUGGGAAAAUCAAAAGACCUCAGAAAAAAUAUUGUAGACCUCCACAAGUCUGGUUCAUCCUUGGGAGCAAUUUCCAAACACCUGAAGGUACCACGUUCAUCUGUACAAACAAUAGUACGCAAGUAUAAACACCAUGGGACCACGCAGCCAUCAUACCGCUCAGGAAGGAGACGUGUUCUGUCUCCUAGAGAUUAACGUACUUUGGUGCGAAAAGUGCAAAUCAAUCCCAGAACAACAACAAAGGACCUUGUGAAGAUGCUGGAGGAAACAAGUACAAAAGUAUCUAUACCCACAGUAAAACGAGUCCUAUAUCGACAUAACCUGAAAGGCCGCUCAGCAAGGAAGAAGCCACUGCUCCAAAACCGCCAUAAAAAAGCCAGACUACGGUUUGCAACUGCACAUGGGGACAAAGAUCAUACUUUUUGGAGAAAUGUCCUCUGUUCUGAUGAAACAAAAAUAUAACUGUUUUGCCAUAAUGACCAUCGUUAUGUUUGGAGGAAAAAGGGGGUCCCUUACAAGCCGACGAACACCAUCCCAACCGUGAAGCACGGAGGUGGCAGCAUCAUGCUGUGGGGGUGCUUUGCUGCAGGAGGGACUGGUGCACUUUACAAAAUAGAUGGCAUCAUGAGGAAGGAAAAUUAUGUGGAUAUAUUGAAGCAACAUCUCAAGACAUCAGUCAGGAAGUUAAAGCUUGGUCGCAAAUGAGUCUUCCAAAUGGACAAUGACCCCAAGCAUACUUCCAAAGUUGUGGCAAAAUGGCUUAAGGACAUCAAAGUUAUGGUAUUGGAGUGGCCAUCACAAAGCCCUGACCUCAAUUCUAUAGAAAAUGUGUGGGCAGAACUGAAAAAGCGUGUGCGAGCAAGGAGGCCUACAAUCCUGACUCAGUUACACCAACUCUGCCAGGAGGAAUGGGCCAAAAUUCACCCAACUUAUUGUGGGAAGUUGUGGAAGGCUAUCUGAAACGUUUGAACCAAGUUAAACAAUUUAAAGGCAAUACUACCAAAUACUAAUUGAGUGUAUGUAAACUUCUGACCCACUGGGAAUGUGAUGAAAGUAAUAAAAGCUGAAAUAAAUCAUUCUCUCUACUAUUAUUCUGACAUUUGACAUUCUUAAAAUAAAGUGGUGAUCCUAACUGACCUAAGACAGGGCAUUUUUACUAGGAUUAAAUGUCAGGAAUUGUGAAAAACUGAGUUUAAGUGUAUUUGGCUAAGGUGUAUGUAAACUUCCGACUUCAACUGUACUCUUUCUACCAUAUCCUAUAUCUGCUACAUGAUUUAUGUUAGAUGAUUUUUGUUACGGAACGUUGGUGGAGCUGCGCAGCGAUGCGUCACUCCAACAGCACCCUGGAGAGGCGCGCUGGGAAUGGACAAGCAAAAUAUUUUGCGCCCCUGCCUUAUCACAGGCCGGCAUCAGCGCUCACCUAAAAAACCCACAUGCCAUUGGUUGAGAGAAAUUGUCAUUGUUUUUUCGUAGAAUUAUGUGAGAUUUUAUAUGUUGUUGUUGGAGAUGCGUCUUGGUCAGUUUAGCUCAGAAAAUGCCGCCCUCAUCAAUCUGCUGCCAUAGGCGACCGCCUAAUCCAGCCUAAUGAGCAGGCCGGCCGUGGGAAGCUUUUAUUUUUGUGGACACAUUCAUUCCAUCCCAAAUCUUUGACACAAGUGUCUUUCUCUCCCCAGUCAAACCCAAUGCACCAAUCAAUCUCACCAUCAACCAGAUGUCAAGUCAAUACUGCGUUACCUGGAUGAGUAGCUAUGAGAAAUAUUUAGAAUUUGGCAAUCUUCUGACUGACAACCUGAAUUACGAACUCAGGUUCUACAGAAGUGGUCACCAAAUCUACGUAAGACCCUCAAAUCCUGCUAAAGAUGUUUCUAAAAUAAAACUGGAGAAUAAAUACAUCUAUUUCCUCAUAUUAUUCCCCACAGGUUGUCAAAGCUCCCCACUCAACUAACAUCUCAAGGAACGUUGAAGAAUUUGAGCCAGACACAGAGUACACUGUAAAAGUGAGGUCCAUCCCCAACCAACAACUGUUUCAAGGCCAGUGGAGUGAAUGGUCAUCAGAGGUUCAUUGGAGGACUGAUCCCAUACAAAAAGGUAUAGUUCUGUCAAGACAUCAGGAACAUUACUAGAAACAUUUGAGCCCACUGCUUGCCUGUUUUGUGUUUCUUCAGGCUAAUGCUGUUUCAAUGUUCUUUGUCCCCUCAGUUGCAGAACUUCCAACAAACACAUUUACUGCCAUCUUAUGUGUGCUGGUUCCAGUACUGCUAAUUCUGUGCUACAUUCCAAUUGUAAGGUAAGUUUGGAUUACCUUAUCUUUGGUGACAUCUACAGUGUAUGGAAGAACAGAUGCAUGUCUUAUAUCAUGUAAUUCAUGGGGUGUGGAAACUUCUCAUAUGUUGCAGGUUGAAUAAAUCCGCCUUCAUCCCAACUCCAGCACCAUACUUCCAGUCCCUUUAUACUGACUGUGAGGGGGACUUCAGGGUAAGGAAGUCUUAUGUCACCCUUGAUGCAUUAAUACUUCUCACUGAGACAUGAACAUUACACUAACAAACUUAUUGUGGUUGUAGAGCUGGGUUGUGACCCCAGGCUAUGGGGCAGACCUACUCAAGACAGAGGAAACCUUGCAAAUCGACACCCUGACUGAGAUCGUACCUGUCCUGGAUGAUGACCACUCCUCACUGGUGCCCCAUCACAUGAUCCAGGAGGGCCCCAGUGACAACCUGUCUAACCCAGCGUCUGAUGCGCUUUUCCUGGGCAUUGCUUAUGCUGUAUCUCUGGGGUCACCACUCCCGGCACCCAGAGGCCCACUGAAGAGUGUGUCUCUGAGUGAGCCAGAGAGCACCAUCGAAGCAGACUCGGGGUGUUGGCUGCACAGCACCACAUCUCUGGAGCGGGAGAAUGCCUGGUACAGCAAUGUGUACAGCAGCAGUGACUACUGCACCCUUUCGGACACUGGGAAUUGUCCGGAAGUUACCCCUAGAGUCUAUUGACGCACCGGUGCGUCAAUCU